Messenger RNA from Aspergillus viridinutans, 372 nucleotides. RefSeq lists its product as uncharacterized. The transcript is spliced from 2 exons. Gene Ontology annotation, molecular function: hydrolase activity, hydrolyzing O-glycosyl compounds. Lineage: Eukaryota; Fungi; Ascomycota; Eurotiomycetes; Eurotiales; Aspergillaceae. Gene Ontology annotation, biological process: cellulose catabolic process. The record is from RefSeq and is a predicted model, not a curated record. Bases 1 to 372 code for a protein of 123 amino acids.
AUGUUGCGAUAUAUCUCGACGCUGGUAAGUUGGCUGCAUGCGCCCCAUGUGAUCGUUGGGCAGGAUGCCUUGCUGAGACAUGCUGGAUGGCUGGGCUGGCCUGCGAACAUUGGCCCAGCAGCCGAACUGUAUGCAUCCGUGUACAAGAACGCAAGUUCGCCUGCUUCUGUGCGUGGUCUUGUGACCAACGUGGCUAACUAUAAUGCCUUCGUCGCCACGACGUGCCCCUCUUACACCCAAGGAAAUGCUGUCUGCGACGAAAAGAUCUAUAUCAACAACUUCGCCCCACAGUUGGCCAGCGCUGGAUUCGAUGCUCAUUUCAUCGUCGAUACCAGGAAGUCCUACCAUGCUAGCCAGCUGCACAUCGCCUAA